AUGGAUUUAAGUAAUGAUCUCAAAAACGAACUAGCUUUGAUAAAAACAAGAAUUGAUAAAGAAGAAAGUGAUGUUCUUGAGCAAUUUUUAGCAAAAUGUAAAACGUCAGAAGAUGUUCAUAUAUUGACAGUACGAUACAAACAUUUGUUAGGUGAAAAAUAUUCUUCCGAUUGGGGUGCUUUUGUAUAUGAACCAAUUAAACGCCCUUUAAAAAUUGCAUACUUGCUCAACCCAGACAAAAUAUUUUAUAACGAAAUAGACUAUGUCAUUUGCAAUUAUUUGCGUAACGAAGGAGCAGAAGUAAUACCAUUUACAUAUAAUGAUUUUUUCUUCAAAGCUCACAGCAACGGUAUUGAUCUUUAUAUUAAUAAUGAAGCAACUGAGCUUGAUGGCUUUCUUUCUUACGGAUAUCGAAGUAAAGAAAACACGGAGAUAUAUAUGCACAUAGUUUAUAUGAUGGAACAAAAGGGUGUUACGUGUCUUCAUUCUUACGAUAUAGAUCGCGUUCUCAACAGUAAACUUCUGCAAUCUAUUCAUUUUGGAAAAGCAAAAGUUCCAAUACCAGAUACAUAUCAAACCUUUGAUAUUAAAAGUACCAAGUCACUUGUUGAUUCGGUAGACAUUGCACCGUGCAUGGUAAAGUUGCACGACGACUACGGUGGUGCUGGGGUUUCAAAAAUAGAUCACAAAAACGGCAUAGUUAACUUUGUCGGAAAGUGUAUUUGGAAAAAAGAAUACAUUUUAUUGCAAAAGUUUGUUCCAGAUUCAAUUGGUCGUUCAAUACGAGUACUAUGUUUCAAUGGAAAAACGUUUAGCAUCAUAGAAUUCGAGGAUUGUUCAGGGGCUAUUUUGUCAAAUGCGAGUUUCGGAGACAAGUUUAGGAUGAACUCUUUAAUGUUUCAUCCAAAAUAUAGUAUUUAUGCAGAAGUUGCUGAAAAAGCCAUAAGUUCAAUAGGGAAUAUACUAAUAGCAGGUAUCGAUAUUUUAGAUUCACAUGCAGAAGGUAUAGUAGUACUUGAAGUAAAUGGUUUUCCCGAUAUUUUCGAUAACUGGCUUACAACGGGAAAAUGCGGUUUUCAAAAGUUAGCUGAAUAUAUAAAUCGAAAAGAUCUUUACGCGAGUGAUGCUAUACCACCUCGUUUGUAUGACGUCGUAAAAGCCUACUAG
This is a messenger RNA of Hydra vulgaris (swiftwater hydra), 1167 nucleotides long. RefSeq lists its product as uncharacterized. The record is from RefSeq and is a predicted model, not a curated record. Gene Ontology annotation, molecular function: metal ion binding; ligase activity, forming carbon-nitrogen bonds; ATP binding. NCBI's taxonomy places the organism in Eukaryota, Metazoa, Cnidaria, Hydrozoa, Anthoathecata, Hydridae. Gene Ontology annotation, cellular component: cytoplasm.